AUGACGGAAACCAUGGAGAGUGUCGUAAUCGAGAAGCUCGAGAAUCUUGAUUUGAAUAAGGAUGAGAUUUUGAAAAGAGCUGAACAAAUUGAUAAGGAUAUCAAGGAUGGGAAGUAUUCAAUAAUUCCACCUCUGUCGGAUGAAGAACAAAAGCUGUUGGAUGAGGAGAUCGCAAAACGUGCUCCACCACCAGAAGGCGUUCCAGAAGCUGUUGAUUUUCCACUUCAUGAUUUGGUUCGUGAAUUGGAAUUGGAUAAACCUGUUGAGGGAACUGAUCCAGAAUUCUACGAAGAAUUGAAGAGAAAGGAUGCGAAGACGGUUUACAAGAAUAUGAAAGAGGUUGGAUUUCAGGUUUUAGCUGAGUCUGAUCUUGAAAAAUUGAAGAUUCCUGACUCAAUCGCUCGUAAAUAUCUUCCUGACUUGGCUCGUCGAUUCGUGGAAUUCGAAAGACGUGUCAAACGAAUGGAACGAAUGCUUUGGGCUCUUCCAAGAGAAGAUCGAAGUCUUGAAGAAGAUCGAUUCGAGAUUCUCACUGAAUUACUGGAUAAAAGUUGUCAAGGAAUGGAGAUUUGGGAGGAGCAUUGCGAGCGAAAAAUUCCAUUGGGUCAUCGUUGUGUUCUGGAAGGAGAACUCAUUCAUCUCAUCACUUCGAAAUUCGAUUUGAUUGAGAAAAUUUGUGGAGAAUUUCACAAAUUGAAGGGGAUGAAAUCUGAAGUUGAUGAUGAACGUGAUAUGCUUCGCUACGAAAUCCGCCAUUGUGAUAUGAUCUUCACGGAGAUUCACGAGAAGUUUUUGAAAUCUUACUUGGAUAUGGACUGGUGA
Molecule: messenger RNA, 822 nt
Organism: Caenorhabditis remanei
Lineage: Eukaryota; Metazoa; Nematoda; Chromadorea; Rhabditida; Rhabditidae
Exons: 3
Coding region: 1-822 (273 amino acids)
Source: RefSeq, a predicted model, not a curated record